This is a messenger RNA of Serendipita indica DSM 11827, 1341 nucleotides long. The record is from the annotation of a GenBank genome assembly. NCBI's taxonomy places the organism in Eukaryota, Fungi, Basidiomycota, Agaricomycetes, Sebacinales, Serendipitaceae.
AUGCUUCUCAGAGAAUACACGCUCCUAGCAAUCCUUGUGUCUCUUAACGCCGUAAAUGCACUCUCGCUAGCCAUUCGAAUGCCCUCCGUGCUCUCAAAAGGCGGGGGUGGUCGAGGCGGAGGUGGAUCUGGAGGUGGUAGAGGAUCAUCAAGCAGUAGUGGUGGAAGCCGCGGCCCAACUGGCGCAAAUACAGGACGAGGCUCAAGUGGGGAUACAGGCCGUCCUGCUGUGUCGUUUUCCGCAAACGGCGUAAAUGGAAGAUCCGCAAACUACUUCUCAUACGGUGGCGGCAAGCCAUUCACGCUGCCUUCGUCUUCUGCCUUUGCCGGCCGCAGUAUAGGUGGAGGAACGCGAAACCAGGUCGUUGGAACGCCUAGAUAUGCAAGUGGGUAUCCAUACUCUGUCAGCAGACCAGAGUACGACACCACACGGCGUGGUGUCUUCGGUCAACCGUUCCCAUUCGGGUUCUACCCGGUCUACUGGGGAUAUCACGGAUAUGGCGGUGAAUAUGCUGGAGGAGAAGGGCAUAAUGCACAAUAUAACCUCUCUGUCAUCGCGGAACGGCCAGGCGGUAACCUCUCCUAUGUAAACCUCACACCAAAACAAGGCUCAACCCACGCCACAACCACGCGUAACGACUCAUACUGGAUGAUUGGCGACUACGAGUCGGUGAGCACGAUGCUCAGCCUGCUCGUUGAUUCGACUUUGAAAACCUACGGGUGUGGUGCAGUGAAUAGCACCAUCCUUCCGUUCAUUACCGUGCGUGCAGACGGUGGACCCCUCCAAUACAACACUUCCAACACGACGCUUGGGAAUUCGACUCUUACCAAUAAUGGCACGGCACCCCCCUUCCGAUUCGAGAAUGUUAUCCAAUGGUACCGUGCAAGCUCUUUUGCGCUUGCAUAUCAAGGCUACAAUAACACGUAUGCAUUCCCACCUUUGAACGAGACGACGUCUCCAUCCGACUGGGCAUCCUCGACACCCCUUCCAGACACACUGACGCAAUCAGGCUUCCUACGCUGCGUCAACACGACAAUCUCUGCUGCGCUUCCCAUCAUUGAUGGCGAACCCAAAAAGAAACUGAGCACUGGCGCGGUGGUAGGCAUCGUCCUUGGUUCCAUCUUUGGGGCGGCGAUCCUUGGAGUAGUGGCCUUUUUCGUGUGGAAAAAGUACGCCAAGAAGAAGGAGAAGAAAGAGUACAAAGCGGUGCCCGUAGGGCAUGAAAGGAAGCUGAGUGAGGGCCCAGUCGUACACGAGAGUGAACGAACUGCAGUCGACGAUGAUACACUACCUGCGUACUCUGGCAAGCCACUAGUUGAUGAUGCAAAAGAAAAGAAAUAG